AUGGUGUCCUGGUUGGCUUCUCAGUCCAAAAACAAGACAAAGACGUUCGAGGACCGACUGCGCGAGAGUUCCCACCGACACCUCCGCAAGGUCGCCGGCAGCGGCUACAGGAAGCCCCAGCCCAAGCUGCCCUCGGUGCCGGAGCAGACGAGAGGUGCGCUGAGACGAUACGUCGAAAGACAAGCCGUGUGCCUGUCCUUCACUGUCUGCUUCUGUGUCUCUCUCAGCCAAGAAGAUCGUGCUUCCAAGGAAGGCGACGCUGGACGGCACGCUGCUGCCGGGAGCGAGGCCACCUGCCCCAAAACCGUUCCUGGUGGGUGUUGCGCGCCGCCCCCUGGACGGAACAUUCCCGCCUCCCACCUUCAAGCCCUAUAAAAGGAGCUCCGGUGUUUCCGAUGACGAGAUCUACAGGGCCACUCUCGUCACAAUUGUAUCAUGUGUGUGAUCAGGGAAAGCGAACGACGAGCGGCAGCCCAGGACGGUCCAACUUUGAGCUCUCAGUUCCCUCCACCCUCUCACUGACCACCAGCCUUUCAACCCUCCAACUUGUGGAGGAGAGAGAGGAGACGGCUGUCUCUCUCUCUGUCGCUCGCUGUGUUGCACAUGUGGAGCACCAACCCACCCAUUCAGUACGGUCAGAGUGUUGGGGGACUCUCUGGCUGUCUGAUCUGACGGAUCCUCUCAAUCGUGCUCCUGCUCCUCCGUCGGUUGUUUUGUUUGUGCGCCGACCCCCGGUUCCAGCGACUAUCAAAGGCUAUAGGAACCAAGAGUACAGAAGAAUACAUAGUGAAUGCACAGCAGAGGAUAACACAACACGACACAGACACACACCCCAUCUCUCUCACGGGUAUGCUUUGUGUGGGCUGCGCCAACAGGAGUUUUACUAUUUGGGCCACUCAUCGGCCUGUCUUUGAAGGACAUCGAUGGAGGCAACCGAAAAAGAAAACCCUCAUACGAAAGGUAAGUUGGAGACGGAGGAGAAGAGCGGCAGGCAUAUGGAGUGUGACUUUCUCUGUGUCAGGUCUGUGAUGAUUAGCGAGGCCAUGGUUGACGUCGACCUGCGCGACGAAUUCGACCGUGAUGAGGAGGUCAUCAAGGAGGAGAAGAACGAGGAAGGGGAGACGGCCGACGAGGGAGAGGAGGAGACGGCGAGCGAGGAGGAGACGGUUAGCGAGGAGGAGGAGCACCAGCCGGCGGCAACAGAGGGCUGCCGAACGCCGCCCUUACGUCUGCUGCCCCGACGCAGCACCUCCAGCGGCGCCCUGGUGCUCGAGGACCCCGAUGAGAGGCUGCUGGCGGAGAUGCUCGAGGUGACUAGGAGAGUGGGCCAGUUCAUGCAGGAGGUGAGCUGCACCGUCAACGCCACCGUUAUGUUAAAAGCUUUUGACUUUCGAUGGUGUCUUGGUGGCUUCUCAGUUUGCCGCCAAGGGCAACACGUUCCGGGAGCGCCUGCAGAGGCUUCGCCACAAGCACCUCCUGCAGCGACUGGGAGCUGCUUGAGGGAGGUUUCUCGGGACAAGGAGCCCUUUCUGCCACCGGUGCCCGAGAAAACGCCCGGUAUGCUAAGAGAUGCGUGCAGGCAGCGUUGCGUCUUGCCAUGAUUCAUUCACUGUCUGCUUAUGUGUGUCUCUCUCAGCCAAGAAGGAGACACCGUUCAAGCAGAAGAUGCUGGACGGCGAGACCCCGCUCCCAUGGCGCCCACCCUUCCUCGUCGGCAUCCCCCGCCGUCCCCUUGACGGGACGUUUGGCCCACCCCCGACAGUCAAGCGGCCCAAGCCGCCCAAGCAGCCCGAGAAGAGAUCAAGUACGUCCGAUUACGACAUCUGCAGAUACAAAUCUCUUCACAAACGUUUUCUGCAUGUCUGAUGAUCAGAGAAAGCCCUCGAUAAGAAGCAGCCCACGACCGGUUACCUCUGAUUGCUGUGGAGGAGGGUUGAGUGGAGAGAGACGGUGGGGGGCUGUGUUGUGUCUGCUGUGGUGGUUUUCGGCCAUCCAGGGGGCGCGCUUUCACGAAUCAGUAUGUAAUACGCAUUCAGACACACGUGUGUGCGCGGCUCGUAUGUGUGUGUGUCCAUGCAGGAUCGGUGUCUACAUUUUAUAUUUGGCGUGUCUCUUAUGGCGGGAGCAUCGUGACCGGCAGGGCAAGGGCCAUCGCAACACCGUGAGGAUCGUGGUACGGACAUUAACAAGACGACGACAAUGCGUGGUGGGAUAUCAUGACACAUCCAUCGCUGUGUUGUGUGUGCAGGGGUCUACACAAUCUGCGGCGAUUACUUCAAGAGAGUCGCCAAACUGGCGGCCCGCUGGCUGAUUCAUUUAGACAUGCCGUGGGGACAGCAGUACCAGAGCAAGAACUACUGCCUGGACAAAAUGGGCGACGGCAGUAUGGUACGUGAAGGCACGGACAACGUGUGCAAUAAUUUUGUGUGUGUGUGUGUGUUUGUGUGUGUGUGUGUGUCACAUCCUGAGCAGAAAAGGAGUGAAGUCCGCAAUGAGAAAGGCCGACGCAAAGACGCAUGCAGGUUUCUGUGUCUCAAAUCGGCGCUGCAUUUUACAUUUGGCGUGUCUCUCACGACUCACACAACGAGGGAGGAGGUAAGCUUACGCACAGAAAUGCCCGGCUCCCACCUCUUUUCAUGUUUUCAUGUUUUGCCUCUGUUUGCAUUCUGUCUGUUGUUUAGUGUCUUCUCUUUUUCUUCGAUCGCUGCGUACACUUUAUAUUUCGGCGAUUCAUUUUGCAUCAGAUCAACAGCAGCUUCGAGGAGCACGCGAGGGGCACAAUUAAGGAUGCUGGUACGCACCCACAAGACAGCUAUUGUUCGUUUCCAUCUCCACUUGCUGUCUGCAUGUGUUCAUCUAUCUAUCUCCGCAGUGAUUUUGAGGACGGUGACAGCCCCUUUCCUUCGUCGUACGUGCAGAAGUGCCACCUCCACGACAUCGCGACAAUGGAAUACCUUGAAGAGCACCAGCGGUAUGCGGAGGCCAAGUACGCCUCCGAAAUGCGGCCAUUACGCCAUCGAAUCGACAAGGCCUUCGAGGACCACAAGAGGGGUGCAAUCGACGACUGUCAGCUGGCGGAGAGGCUUCACGAGCUUUCCAUGAGGGAGAAGGCAGUAAUGAAGGAGUAUGAAGCCGCCCAACGGGAGAUGAAUCUGCUGUACGAGAAAGCGUCGAGGUGGGCCACACUGCACUGCAGAGUGCCAUUCCAUAAAAAGUGUGUGAAUGAAUGCCGGAUGAGUUGAGAGAGAUACUUACGGGAUUCGGCGCCGACCCCCGUAUCGAUGAGCUUUGCGUACGUAAGGGGCACAGACCGAUUGCCUUUGCAGCAUACAAAGCGUUCCUUGCUGUGUGUCUUGUGCGUGUGCACAUGCCAUUGUGCUGAGUAGGAGCGAGAAGGCCAAGCUGGAGCGGCGGGCCGGCCCAUCACCGCACGACAUCAACUUGGUUAGUGCCCUAAGUGGCGAGGAGGUGCUGCUUAAGAUCAUCGACCCAUCCCUGCAGCCGCCGACGCAGGCAAGUAGAUAGAGUGGCUGGUACACAGAGGGAAGGGCUGGCUGGGUGGAUGUGUGAUGUCUGUGUGUGUGUGGUGGCGCCUGCAGAUGGUGGACAUGUUUGGCCUUCCAGCGACGGGAUUUGAUAUCAUGAUGGAGCACCCCGUCAUCCCCGCCAUGAUCGACAUCAUAGUCCAUGACGGCCUCAAGGGCGUUCUCAUGGAGGGCGGAGGAGGUAGAUAG
Molecule: messenger RNA, 3734 nt
Organism: Vitrella brassicaformis
Lineage: Eukaryota; Vitrellaceae
Source: the annotation of a GenBank genome assembly